CAGAUGGAAUGAUGUCUAUACCAUACAUUAGGUAGUAGCUAGACACAACCAAGAAAAAAAGCCUGUGGUCUCCAUGUACUUUUUAAGAUAAAAUGGAUUUGAAAUCAUUGCAUAAGUUGGAUGCAUGGUCUCAGCACAUACCACUGCCUCGUGUAUUAGAUCUGGCUGUUGAAGUGUUAGAGUUCUGCCGCAAGAAAAACGUCAUAUCGCCUAACCAUUUGGAAGACAUUCUUCCGCUUUUAUCCUUUGCAUUGCCCCAUAAUGCUAAGGGAUGUUCCCAGCUUCUGCAAUCUCUUACUAUAAGCAGCUCAGUAUGGGAUAAGCUAGAACAAGGGUUGUCGAACAAGAAAUUUCUCCCAAUAGAAAUUACAAUCACACUCUACGAACAGUAUCCCUCUUCACUUGAAAAUGAGAUGCUGCGUGUCCUCACUCAGUAUGCAGAAGUUGUGUACACAGGUGAUUGGUGCAAAGAUGUGGUACUCAGCAUUGCUCACUUUAACUCGCAUCAUAAAUUUUCUGACAUGGAUCAGUCUCGUUACAAGAGUAUGAAGAACCAUUCUCCAUUUGAAGCUCAUCAGCAGAGAAAUAAAAUAAAUUUCUGGGCAGAGUCUCCAGUGAUAAAUGCUGCAGCCCGUAGCAAAUCUGUAUUUUCCUCAUGUUUAAAGCUUCUGUUUAAAAUUGUUGUAGAGACAAGAUAUUCAAUAAGUUCUGUAUUUGGAAGUAUGGACUAUUUUGAAGAACUUAAAAGUAAAAUGCACAGAGAAUUGCAUGAAUACUUCCCUUCAGAUAUACAACAUCUUGUAUACCUGUUAACAUUACCAGUAACCACGGGUCAAGGACUAAAAUACUUUGAAAACUAUUCUCAAGUAUUAGUUGUUCAGAAUUCCUUGUCAGAAGCUUUGCAAAGAGGUGAUGUUACUACUAUUCGUGUCUUACUGUGCUUCUUUCCUUAUUGGCUGCCAAUACUUGAACAAAACCAGUUUUUGGACAAAUAUGUAAGACAAGAGUGGUGUGAGCUUUCAAGUAUUUCUUGAUACAUAUACAGCAGGUUAGGUUCUGGGCUACCAUUGUAAAGUGAAACAGCCUUUUUUUUUUUCAAUUUGAAAUGUAUCUAAAAGCCUGAUAACAUGUUUACACUAUCAUAUAUUAAGUGAGCAGUAGAGCUAGGCCUAAAAAAUGCACAUACAGUACACACAUUACUUCUUCUUUUAACAAACCAGCCAUAUCCCACCAAAGCAGGGUGGCCCCAAAAAAACGAAAGUUUCUCUUUUUAAAUUUAGUAAUUUAUAUAGGAGAAGGGGCUACUAGCCCCUUGCUCCUGGCAUUUUAGUUGCCUCUUACAGCACACAUGGCUUACAGAGGAAGAAUUCUGUUCCACUUCCUUGUGGAGAUAAGAGGAAAUAAACAAGAAGAACGAGUAAGAAAAUAGAAGAAAACCCAGAGGGGUGUGUAUAUAUAUGCUUGUACACGUUUAGUGUGACCUAAGUGUAAGUAGAAGUAGCAAGAUGUACCUGAAAUCUUGCAUGUUUAUGAAACAGAGAAAAGACACCAGCAAUCCUUCCAUCAUGUAAAACAAGUAUGUACAGGCUUCCGUUUACACACUUGGCAGGAUGGUAGUACCUCCCUGGGCAGUUGCUAUCUACCAACCUACUACCUAGACACAUUACUUACCUUAAAAUAUUUUUGUACUUAGCUUAUAAUGAGUGAUGAAUAUAUUGUAGGUAGCCUUAAUAAAUGAAGAAUGAGUAUAAUUGAAAAAUCACUGUAUUAGUGAAAUGCUGUAAAGCUGGGGUCUAUGCUUUUCAGUGUGCUGAUUUGAAAAAUUGCUAAUUUUUAUAGUACAUAUCAAUACAUAGUUACAAAAUAAAUUGUUUUCAUCA
Messenger RNA from Cherax quadricarinatus, 1880 nucleotides. RefSeq lists its product as uncharacterized. Lineage: Eukaryota; Metazoa; Arthropoda; Malacostraca; Decapoda; Parastacidae. The record is from RefSeq and is a predicted model, not a curated record.